GGUCAGUGUAUCGAUGCGGCGACGUUUGGUUCGAUGGCCAGUUGUACCCCAAUGCAACUCGGUUCGGGAUCGGAUACGGAAGGAGCGUCUUGGGGUAACAAGUUGAGGAUGCAUUGGAGGCAAGGGAGAUUGCACUGGGCGCCCAUCGCCCAAGCUGGUACAUCGGAUGGGCCUGUGAAGCCUGGCUUUCAGGGGGACGCAAUCCCCCUGAAAUGCAGCUUGGUCGAGCUCUCCGGCUAAGUUUGUAAAGGCUUGACCUGAUCCUCCUCCAACGGUGGAGGUAUGAUUAUCAGGGCGUUAGAGCAUCCGCCUCAGGAGCAAUGGCUAACCUUGUAGACCGCAUCAUGGGUCUGACUAGACUACAUGACAAGGAAAAGGAAGCGGCGCUAGGUUUGCUGAGCAGCCCUUCCCAGGCAACGCUUGCUAGAAGGCUGUUGGAAGCUACUCAGGAUGACGAGGAGUUGCUAAAAGAGGUUAGGACACUGCUCGCCUUCAGCCUGUACUACACGGCAAAGCAGGCUGCACAGCAGCUACCCACUCAGCAACCGCCACGGGACCCUGCCUCCCCCCGGCGCUCACACUCGAGAACAGUUCCCCGGCAUUCAAGAACACCUGAAAAGGUCGUCGAUUGGCUUGAGUUCGAUGGUGAAGUCAGCACUUUUGUGCAGCGCCUGGAUGAUGAGUAUUUCGUCAUCCCAGCUCGCGAUCUUGGAGUUACAGAGAUGUCGGAGGCAGCCAAGGAAGGCCACGUGGAGGCCCCCCUUAUGACAUCGGUCGCCAAGGUCGCCAACCUGCUCGCCGAGUCGCUCGGGUCUCGUGCGAACCUGGUUUCUGGAGGAUCGGGGCGGUCGUCAUCGGACACUGAUGAGGUGGUAGCUGCGAAGCCUCUCCUAGGGCAGGAGCGCACUGACCCGAGCUCUGCAGUUCUCGCUGACGUGGAGGCCAAGGGGGGUUGGCAGCUGCUGCUUCAGCGGGGGGACUCAGUCGUGGUGCUGAUGAACGACGAAAGGGAUCACAAGAAGGUGGCUGCAGCGGUGCAGCAGCUGUUUGGGGACAUGAUAGAGGACGAGGCAGCCUUCGGAGCCUUAACGACCUACUUUGCGACUGUGUUCCUCAGAAGACACCACAACGUGGCGGACAAGACGUUAUUUUGCUCCCGGAUCUUCUGGCAGGACGAGCAGUCCCCGACCGCCUUCGCGGCGUGGGCGACAUUCCUGUACAUCUGCUGGAGGGACAGGGAUCUCAAGGGCGGCCUCAAACGGGAGAAAGUCCCGAUCACGCCCGAAAAGGGCUAUCCAUACGAAGUCCGCCUGCCCCCGACAAAAAGGGGCAGAAUGCGGCAGCCCAAGAUCUUUCACCAGAAGGCGACUAGCUCCAAUACUCCGUCCAAGGGAAAGAGGAAACAUGAGGCAGUGGAUGCGGGGGAGGAGGUUGAGGGGGGGCAGGAGGCAUUUGCGGGAGGGGAGGAGGUCGAACGGGGGCGAGAGCCAGAGGGGGGGGAUGCCGAGGGGGGCCAGGAGCCGAGAGGGGAGGAAAGCCAACGGGGGGAGGACGACCGAGGAGGGAGGGAGUGGACCCAAUGGGGGGGCGAGAGCCAAAGGGGGGGGCAGGAGCCAGCAGGAGGGGGGGAGGCUGAGUGGGGGCGAAAGGCAGAGAGGAGGGACGCCGAGGGGGGGCAGGAGCCAGAGGGGGCGGACGACGACUGGGGGCGGGGGCCAGAGGGAGGGGACGCCGAGGGGGGGCGGAAGGCCGAGGAAAGAGAGGCGGAGGGGGACGAGGCGGGCAUGAAGGUGGAACUGAAAGUGGUCCCCUACCAGGAAAUUGGGUUCACCCCCAAGAUCGUCGCAUGCGGCAGAAACGGGAACAUCUGCUGGGGGAGCAUCGGUGGCGAGCGAGUUGCGGUAAAGAAGUUCGAGCCGAGGAGGCCUCAGGCAACGGAAGCGCUGAAGCUGGAGCUGCUUGUGUACAAGAGCGCAGAGUUCCAGUCGCUCCAGGGUGAAACGAUCCCAAGGCUUAAGUCUUGCGGCCUGCUGCCCCACACGCUCGUCCCCUUCUUGGCGCUAUCCUACGAAGGGGAGCCACUCAAGCACGUGAGAAUGACGCGCAGCAUCAUCGAUAGGGCGACCAGCGCGCUCGAGCGGUUCCACGCUGCUGGGCUCCUGCAUGGUGACCUCAACCUGAACAACUUUCUGGUGAAGGACGGGAAAGUGAUCCUCUGUGAUUUUGAAACGGUUCGGCUGGACGCGCUUCCUCAGGAGCAGAAAAAGGAGCGAGACGCAUUCUUAGAGCUUCUGAACAAGGUGUCCGCUUGAGAAGAUCCUGUGGAGGGUCCUGGCGGACACCAGUACGGGAGCUCGUGCUUCGCUAGCGAGUGAGUGUCAAGUAGCUCUUGGGGGCCAUGCCUUUGCAUCCGGGGCUUACGCAUUUAGUGUGACAGGUGUCAGGUCGUGAAGAGUUUGGCGAAGAGUAUAGCCGAACGGUUUGUGCUUCGAUCAUGCCCGUCUAGGGCACUGCAGCGCCGUCAAGUUCGCCACUCGGAGCAGGCCCAUGCACCUAUGAGAUCUUAUGCAAGACGCGUCCAAGCGGGACAUUGUCGGCCUUGCUGUAUGAUAAUUGUGUGACCUCCAAUGGCUCAAGUCUCUGGAGAUUGUUAGAAUAGGUUACGAUAUGAUGCAUAACCUGUCAAUAGGAUCGAACAUAGAAGGGAGUGUAAAUUGAGAAACCCGAGAGUAGUUUACCGAAGCUCAAAACAGUAGAACAAGCUAGGGAUGAUUGUAUCCACAUGGCUAGGGCGUGGAUCGCUCUUCCUAAGUCAACUCGCUGACUCGUGCAACAAGAUACAUGAUCUCAGUGGUCAUUUCCCUAAAUGAUUGGUACAGAGGCCGAC
Klebsormidium nitens is the source of this 2887-nucleotide messenger RNA. Lineage: Eukaryota; Viridiplantae; Streptophyta; Klebsormidiophyceae; Klebsormidiales; Klebsormidiaceae. The record is from the annotation of a GenBank genome assembly.